AUGCGCUUCACUAUCCCCCUGUUCCUCCUCUUUGGCAGAGCCGUCGCUGAGCCGCUUCUUUACGGCAUUCAUGCGAUCCGCGCCGAGCAGCAAGAGGAGGCAGCCCAAGCUCAGUCCCAGGUUGAGGCCGUAAGCACUUCCGCCGACAACGCAACUGCCACUAGUGCUCCCUCGGUCAAUGGCACCGCGCCUCAGCCGGGCAACGAGACUGCAUCCACCGCUGAGAUUGGCCACGAGGUCCUCAUCCUACUCGCCGACGGCUCCCUCGCACUCAACAUCAGCGUCGGUACACCGCCGCAGCACAUCCUCGUUUCGCUCUCGCUGGACGAAGUUCCCAGUGACCUCCGCCUCACCACUAACGCACCUGCUCCGGGGCCGCCGGCAAACGUCUCCCAAUUAUUUGCUCCGGCGGACGAGGUGCUCGGCUCAGCUGCUAGAGUGCACGACGACGAAGCCGUGUUCGGCAAUCCAAAGGCUGGGGCGGACGAGCCUGGCGCCGGCAUCAACAACCCGAGCAGCGAAGUAGUUGAGGGCAGAGAGGAUGCCCAGAACGUGAAGGACACCCCUAGCGCAAGAAACCAUGAGGCUGGAAGUCAGAGUCUUGACGGAGCGGCGGUCGACGCCAACGAGGACGCGCCUACGGAUAUCGACUCGGACAAGAGUCCGGAAGAGACCUCAGAGGCGACCACCGCAGCCUCCACUCCUAACACCGAGGUAAUCAAGGCCAGCGAGAAUGUGUUUGACACCACCAACGGAGUAGUGGUUGCGGAUCAGGACCUUUUCCACCCCAGCGAGAGCACCACCUUCCAGACGGAGAACAGGACGUACGGCAAUCUGCUCAACAACGGCACCAUUGCCGCAGACACCGUUACGAUUGGGACGGUGUCCCUCAUUCAACAGCCCUUCAUGCUACAGAGCGCCUCUGACGCUGCAGGCCGGCUUUCGCUUGGUAUCCGGGGCGACUCUGCUUCGCUCGGUAGCAUUCCUCUGUACCGUGCCCUCGAAACACACUGGCCCUCUCCUACUGUGGGUCUCUUCGUUGCGCCGCUCAACAACGCUACACCACCUGUUCAAAACGCGGGCGAGCUCACCCUCGGCGGCCUCAAUCCGGCUCUUUACAAAGGCGAGAUGAUGUACAUGGAUGUGCUGCGGCAGCACUGGGCGCUCCCGUUUACAUAUCUUGGGAUGGGCUUCAAGCCCGUCAUGGUCAACGGCACCUACACUGUCGACACCCACGAGUACAACGCCGCAGAGGGUGUUGCACCGCGUCGCCGAAGCUUGGAUGAAACGCCGGUGGCCGCCCUCUGGCUCGGUACUGGAAGCCUCCUUCACCCUGAACUCAGCGACGCCCUCCUAGCCGGUGUGCCGGGCACCAGUCGCAUCACCACCGGAACUGGCACGAGGUACACUGUGCCCUGCGAGACCAAUGCCACGCUUACAUUCACUGUCGGGGGGUACAACUUCUCCCUCCCUCCGGCCAACUGGAUCUACAAUGUGCCCGGUGUCGAGGGCGCCUGCGCGGCCUACUUCAAGGCAAUCCAGCAGUCGGACCGCGAUCGGUAUGGCUUCACUAACGACACUCUUGUCGUGUUCGGCCUCAACGCACUCAGCACGGUCUACACGGCAUUUCACGUUGGCAAUGGCACCGGAGUGCCUCAGUUAGGUUUCGCGGCGCUGAGCGACGCAGCGAGGGGAGUCGUCCCAGGGAGUAGCCCAGAUGUGCCCAUUCCUGGGGCAAGCGAGGCCCCGACCGUCACGGGUACCGGAGCGGGCGUCAAUGCUUCUGUGCCCGCUGUUACUGCGCCUGCUACAGCAUCCCGUGCUGUGGCUAAUAUCGGUGCUAUGCUCUUUGCGGCCGGACUGGUGCUAGUUGUCCUGUAGUGAACCAAGCAGAUCCUGCCCUCGAAGUAUCAUGAGUAAUGUAAAAGCACGCGUGUAGAGCUGCUAAGUCUUGCGCAUGAGACGCUGCGUGCCGCUGCUGAUACCCCAGAGUGGGUUCUCUGCGACUCCGAUCUGUUCCGGAGGUAGCUGCUGUCAAACGUGAUGGACUGCGUCAUAAGCAAGGAGCGGAAUGCUUACCCAUACAUGCUGGUGUUGCCCCCCACAGCACAAGAUCGAAAUCGUGUCAGACAUGCUAAUCGCGCCAUGCCC
Cutaneotrichosporon oleaginosum is the source of this 2151-nucleotide messenger RNA. RefSeq lists its product as uncharacterized. Gene Ontology annotation, biological process: proteolysis. Gene Ontology annotation, molecular function: aspartic-type endopeptidase activity. Lineage: Eukaryota; Fungi; Basidiomycota; Tremellomycetes; Trichosporonales; Trichosporonaceae. The record is from RefSeq and is a predicted model, not a curated record.